AUUAUCACUUCUGCCACCAUGUAUCGUAAAAUGAUGCUAAUAUUCUUCUGUGCACUCUUUGUGCUUAUUGCUGCACAAGGAGACCCAGAGAAAGAGCCGGAAAAGGAACCUGAGAAGGAGCCAGAAAAGGAGCCAGAGAAGGAACCAGAAAAGGAGCCUGAAAAGGAACCAGAAAAAGAGCCUGAGAAGGAGCCAGAAAAGGAACCUGAGAAGGAACCAGAAAAGGAACCUGAGAAGGAGCCAGAAAAGGAGCCUGAGAAGGAGCCAGAAAAGGAACCUGAGAAGGAGCCAGAAAAGGAGCCUGAGAAGGAGCCGGAAAAGGAACCCGAGAAGGAGCCAGAAAAGGAACCCGAGAAGGAGCCAGAAAAGGAACCCGAGAAA
Molecule: messenger RNA, 381 nt
Organism: Gongylonema pulchrum
Lineage: Eukaryota; Metazoa; Nematoda; Chromadorea; Rhabditida; Gongylonematidae
Source: the annotation of a GenBank genome assembly